AUGGCUGGAGAGACCACCGCCGCCAAUUAUUCCCCCGACCUCGCCGCCCCCUCAAUAUCUGCACCUUACAGACUGGACGAGGGUUACUCAGACGAGACCAGAAGCCAGGUGGACAAGGAACUUGCGGAGCCGCCCUCGGAUGAUGGGAUGCCUCUCCCGGAUUGGCUUCUAGCUAAUAGCGAAGAAGAUAGGGCUGAGAUUGCCUACAGCUUAUUACGCACACUAUCCACUUCUACCGUGGCCGCGCUUGUCGACCGCCUUGCGCCUGUGUUGCACAUGGAUCCCGUUGUCAAACUCCCUCCCGAGAUCACCUCCGAGAUCUUCUCCUACCUUGAUCCUAAGACUCUCUUGACAGCUUCAUUGGCAUCUCGCGCCUGGCAGGGCCGUAUAAUUGACUCUGGUCUGUGGCGAGGAAAAUACAUCGAUGAAGGCUGGCGCGUCGAUAUCGAGGCGAUCCGUUCAUUCGAGGAAAGGCAAUCCAAACUGUCGUCCCCUUCUCUUCGUAAAUCCCGAUUAAGGAACGCCGAUACAGAUGUCGGAGAACCGAAGAAUAAGAAACGAGUACCUCCAAGCUGGUUAGACUCGCGAACAACAGGAUAUGUGGGCAGUUACAUAAUCGGGCGGCAAGAUGGACAACAAACGUCUGCGGAGGCCGACACUGAGGGUGAUCAUCUCAUGAGUGAUGUCGCAAAUGACCAGAGCGAGUCAACUGCCUCUGGGCACCAGUUAGACUCGAACAACAUUCGAGGGUCUCAGACAGACCUCUCUCGCACCGCGCAUGGACCCACGUCCUCAUCAGCUCACUCGGCCCCAAAAUCAUCUAUUUUGCUACGAAUGCCUAACGGUGGUGCGAGAAUUAACUGGCUUCAUCUCUAUAAGCAACGUAGACGGUUGGAAGAGAAUUGGAAUCGAGGUCGCCUUACGAAAUUCCAGAUUCCCCACCCUGAGCACUUGGCGGAUCGAGAUAGGACUGUCCGAGUUUGGAAUAUUGAUACACAGAGACUGCGCUAUCGUCCUCUUGUGGGCCACUCCAAAUCGGUGCUCUGUCUCCAAUUCGAUCCCCGACCUUCUGAAGACAUUAUUAUGACUGGGAGCAGCGACAAGAGCGUCAUUUUGUGGCGGUUUUCCACCGGUGAGAAACUCAAAGAGAUUGCACCGGCUCAUCAGGACUCCGUGUUAAACCUCAAAUUUGAUGAGCGUUAUCUUGUCACAUGUUCCAAAGAUAGGCUGAUAAAGGUUUGGAAUCGGCGUGAGCUCAUGCCCGGUGACAAGGACUAUCCUGUCGUCCAUCAUGGGGCUGGGUCUAUAUUUCCAGCGCACAUUGUUGAUAUAAACGAACUUCCUUCCCCUAUUACAGAAACCGAGCUGGCCAAGCGUCACAUACGCAACCUUGCUCCGUACUCUCUCUUGAUGACAAUCGCAGGGCAUGGGGCUGCAGUUAAUGCUAUCCAGAUAAGCGAAGAUGAGAUUAUUUCCGCCUCAGGUGACCGGUUAAUCAAGAUCUGGAACAUCCGGAGCGGUGUCUGCAAGAAGACCCUUGUGGGCCACGACAAAGGUAUCGCAUGCGUUCAGUUUGAUGGCCGGCGUAUCAUCAGCGGAAGCAAUGAUGACUCCGUUCGUAUUUUCGAUCACAGCUCGGGCGCGGAGGUUGCUUGUUUAACUGGUCACGCCGACUUAGUAAGGACCGUCCAAGCCGGCUUUGGUGACCCACCAGGAGCCGAAGAGGCUAUGAAGUUGGAAGCUCUGGCCGUUGAUAACGAGUUCCUCGAUGCUCGGCGCUCCGACGAAGCUGUAGACUAUGGUCCAAGGGCUCUCAGACGUGCCGGCCACCGCCAGAACACGGCCGGUUCCAGAAACCCAAAGGACAUUAAGGCUUUGGGUGCUCAUAUCCCACCGGGAGGAGGCGGAAGUAAAUGGGCUAGGAUUGUUUCGGGUUCCUAUGACGAAUUAGUGCUUGUCUGGAAGAAGGACAGAGAUGGCGCCUGGGUUGUCGGCCAACCACUGUCUCACGUGAAGACUUUGAAGCAAAUCAACGGAGAGGAUACUGAUGAUGAAAUUCCUCCUCCUCAUGGUCCACGGAACGCCUUUGCCCAGCAGGCUCAGAGAAAUCGGCCUACCAACCCGGCUGCCGGCCCAGCAACAAACCGUCCUCAGCUUCAACAGCACCUACCAGUUGUGCAGGCUCCAGGAGCGGCGCACCAACAUCACCAUCACCACGCAGCGCGGAACCAACAAGCCCGUGGGAAUAAUAACAAUAACAAUAACAAUAACGACAACAAUCCGCCGCCAUCCUCCAGGGUCUUCAAGGUCCAAUUCGAUGCGCGGAAAAUCGUCUGUGCCACCCAGGACCCAAGGAUAGUGGUAUGGGACUUUGCGGACGACGACGAAGAGAUAAAAGAGGCUUCUCAGUUCUUUACGGGGCUUUAA
Aspergillus nomiae NRRL 13137 is the source of this 2427-nucleotide messenger RNA. RefSeq names its product F-box and WD domain protein. The record is from RefSeq and is a predicted model, not a curated record. Gene Ontology annotation, molecular function: protein binding. Bases 1 to 2427 code for a protein of 808 amino acids. Lineage: Eukaryota; Fungi; Ascomycota; Eurotiomycetes; Eurotiales; Aspergillaceae. The transcript is spliced from 3 exons.